AUGGAGGAGUAUCUGCGACAAGAACCACAGCAGAAACCACCGCAAGAACAACAACUGGAACCAAUGCAAGACACAUUUGAAGGAGAACAGCAAGUGCAGCCUGGGCUGGAAUAUAACAACCAAAAUGACCAAGGUGAUUUCCGACGCCGGUUGCGUGACAGGGACCUUCUCAAGAAGAGAAAGGCCGAAGCUGAGGAGAAAGAGACUGAUGAAUGGGAUUUUGGGACAGAGAUUCCAAAAAAAAGAGGGAGGAGCGGGGCCAAGAGAGGCAGGAGAAGAGGGAGACCGCGGAAAACCGAACAAAGUAUCAUCACUGAUGCACAGAAUGAAAGUCUUGUGGAUCAGGAAGCCACCGUAGCAGUGACAGAGGCUGUCCUCUCUCAAAUACCAGUCCCUUUGGAAGCCCAACUUCCUGAAGCUACUAUGGCUGCACCUGCCUUUGAAGAAUAUGUGGCCCCACCCUCAGCUUCUGCUGCCCGACAACUGCCCCUAGACGGUGCGUACACAGAGCCGCAGAGUGAGCCUGGACAAGCACAAGUCGUGAUCGAAGAUGUUGGUCCUGAUCCUGAUGAGGAAGACUUCUGUCCAUCACAGGAUAAACAAACUGAUGGUUGCAAAGUUCCCACAACUGGACGGCACUACAGCGGGGGAGGGGGGGGGGGGGGGGGGGGGGGGGGGGGGGGGGGGGGGGGCGGGGGGGGGGGGGGGGGGGGGGGGGCGGGGGGGGGGGGGGGGGGGGGGGGGGGGGGGGGGGGGGGGGGGGGGGGGGGGGGGGGGGGGGGGGGGGGGGGGGGGGGGGGGGGGGGGGGGGGGGGGGGGGGGGGGGGGGGGGGGGGGGGGGGGGGGGGGGGCGGGGGGGGGGGGGGGGGGGCGGGGGCGAGCAGGUGGGUGUGGCAGAUGUGGGGGGGGGGGGGGGGGGGGGGGGGGGGGGGGGGGGGCGGGGGGUGGGGGGGUGUGGGGGCAAAACAAUGGAAGAGGGAAGAGGGUAGAAGCUGGGAAGGGAGGGGGGGCGGUGGGGGGGGGGGUAGUGAGAGGGUGAGGGUGGGGGGGGGGGGGGGAGGGUGGGGGGGGGGUGGAAUAGGUUUUGGGGACUGA
Knipowitschia caucasica is the source of this 1095-nucleotide messenger RNA. Lineage: Eukaryota; Metazoa; Chordata; Actinopteri; Gobiiformes; Gobiidae. The record is from the annotation of a GenBank genome assembly.